Molecule: messenger RNA, 1515 nt
Organism: Lasiodiplodia theobromae
Lineage: Eukaryota; Fungi; Ascomycota; Dothideomycetes; Botryosphaeriales; Botryosphaeriaceae
Product: Nacht domain protein
Exons: 3
Coding region: 1-1515 (504 amino acids)
Source: RefSeq, a predicted model, not a curated record
AUGUUUAGCCCUGUAGUGCAGACGAAGGGCGCCUCGCGAGAAGCAUAUGACAAGGCUGUUGAUCUCCUUCAAAAGAAAUACGCCAAUAACGGGAGGAAACUCGAAUUACUCAAAAGCGCGUAUGGCAUCGAAGAUGUCCUAGAAACUGUCACUGAGGCGCAGUUGAAAUAUGCCCAAAGGACCGAGGGGUCCAAAGUGCGCAAGUGGUUGGGCGGACUCUCGACCAGAAUCACGUAUUACGGCCAAAUAAUCGACGUCUUGUCCCAACAUCACCCGGAAUACGUCUCUCUGGCAUGGGGCACCAUGAAAUUUCUCUUCGUGCUCGUUCUGAACCAUGAGGAAAUGAUAUCGGAGCUGGCCAAGGCUGUGUCCAGAAUCGCAGACGUCCUACCUCGCGCGAAAUUGCAGCUGUUGGCCUUUGGAACGGACUGGAUGAAAGACGCCACUCAAUGUCUAUACGCAGAGGUCAUAAAUCUUCUGAUGAGAUGUCUGGAAUGGUACGAAGCAAAUCCGUGGAAGCACGCUUGGAAGGCAUUCAAGGAUCCAUACAAGCUUCGUUUCCAGGAUCUCCGGGAUAAAGUCGACGAGAAAGCGCGUCGGAUGGACGAGAUGGCAAAUACGCUGUCUCAAAUGAAGAUCAAUGACAUGCACCAGGCCUUGGUGCGGAUGGAAAACACUAUGAGCGCUCACCAUCUGGUAUUAGUCGCUCGCAUAUCAGGUCUUGAACAAAUUUCCCAGCAGGUGCAAGUAACGCAGAUCCUGAACGGUACCGAACACUCACAGUUUCCAAGCCCCGUUGAGAGUCUGCGCUUCUGCCAGGCAGUCCGCAGGAAGCGGAUAGGGCAAUUCGAACUGAACAGAACAGCACUGUUACCAAGGCUCCAAGCUUGGUCUGCUGCGGAAUCAUCUUCCCUCAUCGCCAUCGCCGGCGCAGCGCCCACGCGCUUUCAGACCAAAGACCUCGCCACGGAGCUGGUCGACCUCAUCUCAGCUGCCAACAAACCUGUCAUUUGGGUGCUGAAUGGCCGUCAACCUCCAUCCAUCAACAAGGAGCUGACACAUAUCAAUCUCCUGAGACAGCUGACAAACCAACUCGUUAAGCUAAACAACGAGCGCAUGAUCGCACACGUUUCCGCCAACUUCAACGCACCACGCGUCGCAAGCGCACGCUGCGAAGCCGACUGGCUGGGAAUACUGAAGGAAUGUUUGACCGGGCUGCCGGAAGUAUAUCUCGUAGUGGACAUGGAGAUUCUCGGCAAGCCUUCAGAUGAGAACGCCGACUCUUGGCUUGAGUUCUUCCGGCUCCUUGAAACGCUGGUCAGUAGUGUUCAAGGUGUCGCCCUGAAGGUGGCGGUCCUCAGCUUCAGACAGAACUUCAUCCGCUCCGUGAGCAUGGGUUCCUCACCAGCCUCCAUAGUGUCGUUGCGAGGCGCAAAUGCCAGAGGUGGAGGGCCAGGAGUAAAGAGGAGUCAGCCGUGGGGUGAACGGAAGAACAAGAAGAUGCGUUUUGUAUGA